ACCGCAAUGAGGAGAUAAAUAGCGACCUUAUCUAUUUAUUUCCAACUAUUCCGUCUCUCAUUCAUUGUUAGCUGAGAGACCUGGUCGCCGAGGAAGCUGCUGCUGCUCCUCUGCUUGAAAGCACGUGCUAGAGUAGGCAUCACAGCUGAGCAGAUGGAGUUUGUCUUCAUGGGCUACAAAGAAGAAUAAUGGAUGAGACCUGUCACUAACACUUGAUGAGGAUUUUUAUUGACUCUUCAGGCUGAAUCAUGGAGGGUAACGAUGAUGUAACCGUGACACAGCCGCAGACUGGUGUGUGCAGCGCUGAGGUGGGAGGAGGAGACGUCACCAGCAAAGUGGAAGAUGGAGUAAAUCCACUCGCUGCUGCUGAUUCCUGCGACGGCGAUGCGACAGGACUGAGCAAAGGGGCUAACCUGACAGAGGCUCCUGCGCCGUCAGUGGUGAGUCCCACCGCUGAAUCUCCAGGAGGUGUGGCGCUUAAAGUAGCUACGACUGUGCUCCACCCGGUGUGUCUGGGAGAGAGUCCGCUGAUGCUGCCCAUCCACCUCCAAAUGGCCGGAGCUGCCGGGCCUCAGCUCGGCCAAAUGGGGGCAGCACCGUACUUGAUAACGAGCCAAAGCCCAGUGUCACUCCCUCUGGUUUUAGACCAGCAGGUCCUCCAGCAUAUGAGCCCCUCCGUUCUUCCUCAGAGCACUAACUGCACACAGUUGCCGCUCCAGAACAAUGUCUUGUGUCAGAACCCUUUGACGUUUGGUUUACCUCCAGCUGCCGACCAGAAGGCGGCAGGACAGACGCAGGAAGCUAACCUGCUCUCUCUUCUCCAGAAUCCAGCUUUUGCAGCCAUCUUGCAGGACCUCUUCCCUUCCCAGGCAGGUUCUUCUACCUGUCAGUCACCAGGUUCGGCCUUCUUCCCCCUUCCUCCCCUCACGCCUCCCUACACCUCCCCUCUGGCCCCUCUGGUUCCUCCUGCCACCCUUCUAGUGCCCUACCCGGUCAUCAUCCCCCUGCCAGUGCCUCUACCGGUUCCACUUCCCAUCCCCAUCCCUGUCCCUCAGACUGAGGACUCCAAGGGAAACAUGCCAAAACCAGUUUGCACUGUGAGUAAAAGCACUCAGACGUCGCCAAAAGAUACUACCUCUCCCUCAUUGUCUUCAAGGAAAUGCAUGCCGCCAUUCCAGCCACAAAAUGUGUCCUUGUCCUCGAUUCCUCCAGAGGAAGGACAGGCUCUGGACCUUUCUGUCAGGGCCUGUCCAGUUGAACCAAAACAGGAAUAUCCCAGUCCGCAGCAGGACAGUGUGCUCGACCUAUCAGUGCCUGGUGUGAGAAAAAAGUGUGUUCAGUCCGACAGAGAAGCAGCUUUACCGUCCAGUCAAGAUCCAGGCGGCACUGCUCUGUCUCUGGGUGUUGAAUGCACUCAGACUUUAGAUUCCAAACUCCUGGGCAGCCUGGCUUCACUGGAGUUCAGCCGGCAGCACAAGUGGCUGGUUGACAGCAGUGCCGCCGGGUCGAGCUCUCUGGGUCAAGAGGCGUCUCUGAGCGGAGCUGGAAACCUGGAGAUAGUCAGCGCCUCGCAGACGGCCAAGGUCAUCGUCUCGGUGAAAGAUGCGAUCCCGGCCAUCUUCUGCGGGAAGAUUAAAGGCCUGUCGGGAGUCUCCACCAAGAACUUCUCCAUCAAACGGGACGGCAGCCAGGGGGCAUCUCUGCAGCAGCUCUACGGAGUGCCGUCGGCGUCACGCGGGGAACAACACGACCCCAACGACCCGCUGAAGAAGGUUUCUAAAAGCAGAGCAAUCAAACUGAAGAAGGUCAGCUCACAGGAGAUCCACUUCCUUCCCAUUAAGAAGCAGAGACUUGCGGCGCUGCUGCCCAGGAAGUGAGAGUGCUGACUGGAGGGGGAAUAAUCGCUGAACCGCUCUCUGCUAAUCCUUCCAGACCGAAUAACAUAAAACACAUGUAGGGACGUUCUGUAAUCAAAGUCCAGUCCAAGCUCCAGAAGUGAGACUCUUGAAUGUGUGACAGUGGGACACAGUAGUUACAAAAAUGCUUUCCAUUAGAUUUUUCUAAAUUGCUGUGCAUUUGUUUUUGUUUUUUUGGCAAUGCAUUAGCCUACAGUGUUAUAGAAAACCAGAAACUUUUCUGUGUUUGGCAGCUCACUGGGCUCUCUGUGUGUCUUUGGAGAUAAAUCAGAGAUGCUUGAAGAACAUGUUUGACUUGCAAAGACACAUGGGUUCCAUUCUUCCAUGUUGGUUCAUGGUUUGUUUCCACAUGUAAUUUUUUAUAUAAGUGCACUGACAAGCGGAAAAAAAGAAAAGGAAAAAAAAAGAGAAAGAGGCAGGACGCGACUGUUAAAACAUGUCCCAUCAUUGGAAACUCACAUAAGGCUUUGCUGGAGCAACUUGUUCUUCUUUGAUUGGUUGGGGUUUAGCAUGACAGGCUAAUAAUGACUUGGAAAAGCCGGAGCCACAUUUCCAUUAAAUGAAUGUUGGCAAAAAAAACAUCGGUCGCAACAAAAUGCAAUCUUAUUUUGUUUAACAGCGGAGGAAGAAGGGACUUCUUAAUUGUUUUCACAUUUAAACAUAUCUUUCCUAUGGGCCUAUCCGAAUAUAAAGAAAGUGUUGCUACAGAAGAGCUAUUUUUGUUGCUGGCUGAGUUAACCGAAGCUUGCAGCUACAUUAUAAAACACUGUAACUCCCUGCUGUUUUUAUGGAAAGACUUAAGUGACUCUAGUUGGAAGCUUAGAUAUUGAUCUCAAUUUAAAUCGGCUGAGAUGAAAUUGAAAAAGAAAAUUUUUUUAUGGCUUCAGUGAGAAGAAAUACUGUUUGUGUAUUUGUGUGUGUGAUUAGUCUGUUAUUAGAAUCAGUAUUGAUCAGACUCCGACCCCCCUUUUUGAUCAGACAUGUUUGUGUAAAACAUUUGCUCCAAGUGGUUUGGUGUCAUUUUUCCUGUUUUGCGGAGCAUGGUAUUUUUCUGUGCUUUGGUUAUGACCAGAGUUGUGAAUGUGGAGCAUAUUGUUGAGUGUGUACGUGUGUGUGUUUAUUUAUCCUAUUGAGUGCACUUUGUCAUAGUUUAGUUUUGAGAAGUUACAGGGUGUCUGAAUCUAUUCUGGUGAAACUGCAUUGCCCCACUUUGGAUUACAGCAGUUAUGUAAAUCUGUGAAUUACAGGCCAAGAACUAAUAACAGCCAUCUGCAGACUGUCUAGAUGAACUGAGAUGGAAAAUGUGUAGAAGCUCUUUUUUGUUUUGUACCACUUCUUUAUUUAUGUCUGUGUAUUUUAGCAGAACAUCUUCCUCGUAACUCAUGCCUGCAGUCCUUUCAGCAGAGAGCUCUUUGGUUUAGUAGUUGGAACUGAUCACUUUAGUUGUACAGGAUCUUGCCCUAAUUUAUUAUUUGUACAACUCUUAUUUAUACAGUGUGUUUGUAUACUGAUUGAUCAGUUGGGAGACAAAAGAUGCAGCUUCCUUUGCAAUGGUCAGUCUGCUGAAGCACUUUUUUGCUUCCAGCAGCAGUUUUGAUCAGUGGAAAUGUGCUGGCAGUUAAAUGUUUGCUUUCUGUACAGUAUGUGUGCUUUUUAUAUGGAAGUGAACUAAAAAUCUCUGAGGUCUAAAUCUGCUUGUCUGGCUGUUAUUGAUCUUUUGGGGUUUUUUUUGUAAACUUUGACUUUCUUUUAGGGCUGAACAAUUCAUUGAUUUUCAAUUGCAAUGUGAAACAAAGCAAUUAGCAAAUCACAAAGGCUGCAGUUUGGGAUAUACAUUAUGCAGUGCAUCUGAUUCAAGAUUUAAACUGUUUUGUCAACAGUUUUACAGAUUCAUGAUGUCCUAUUUAAGUGACAAGUGUCAUCAUUUGGUAGGAUCUCCUGUGGUAAUGCUUCAUCUAAUAUUUUCAUUAUAUUGCACAGAGAAUAUUGAACUGAAGCUUGACUUUAGAAAACAAUUCCAUUGCAAAUCAAUUGCAGUAUGUGUCGAAAUAGGCAAUUGAGUGAUUUCCCAAAUGUAAUUCAAAGGCUACACUUGAGCAAAUGGUCUGGCUUUAAGAGGCUAAUAUGAAUGAAUAUUACUGUGAUUACAUCGAUCACUCACAACAUUAAAACCACCUGAUUAAUAUUGUGUAGGCCCCCUUAUGGCAUCAAACCAGCCCUGACCUGUUGAUGUAUUAACACAGGGCAUCUGUAGGUGUCUUGGUACCCGGACUCCAAAAAUAAGUGCCCAAGCUGGAGUUCCUUACAUAGCCACUUCAGGCUGUCUCUAAACACAAGUCAAUUGCCACAGACCCCAUGAUAAAAUGUUCAGUUAUACUACAGAAAAAACAUGUUUACAGCCUGGUACAAAAACAGUUUUGACCUCAAUAGCUAACUUCCCUAGUCACAAUAAGUGUACAGAGAGUGAAUUUGUAUAUACACUAUAUUGCCAAAAGUAUUCGCUCACCUGUCUUGACUCGCAUAUGAACGUAAGUGACAUCCCAUUCCUAAUCCAUAGGGUUCAAUAUGACAUCGGUUCACCCUUUGCAGCUAGAACAGCUUCAACUCUUCUGGGAAGGCUGUCCACAAGGUUUAGGAGUGUGUUUAUGGGAAUUUUUGACCAUUCUUCCAGAAGUGCAUUUGUGAGGUCACACACUGAUGUUGGACCAGAAGGUCUGGCUCUCAGUCUCUGCUCUAAUUCAUCCCAAAGGUGUUCUAUCGGGUUGAGGUCAGGACUCUGUGCAGGCCAGUCAAGUUCAUCCACACCAGACUCUGUCAUCCAUGUCUUUAUGGACCUUGCUUUGUGCACUGGUGCACAGUCAUGUUGGAAGAGGAAGCGACUGACUGCAGAAAGUUGGCGACCUCUUGGCACUAUGCACCUCAGCAUCCACUGACCCCGCUCCAUCAGUUUACGUGGCCUACCACUUGGUGGCUGAGUUGCUGUCGUUCCCACACACUUCCACUUUCUUAUAAUACAGCUGACAGUUGACUGUGGAAUAUUUAGGAGCGAGGAAAUGUCACGACUGGAUUUGUUGCACAGGUGGCAUCCUAUCACAGUUCCACGCUGGAAUUCACUGAGCUCCUGAGAGCGACCCAUUCUUUCACAAAUGUUUGUAAAAGCAGUCUGCAUGCCUAGGUGCUUGAUUUUAUACAGCUGUGGCCAUGGAAGUGAUUGGAACACCUGAUUCUCAUUAUUUGGAUGGGUGAGUGAAUACUUUUGGCAAUAUAGUGUAUUUCGGCCAUUUAGCUUGUAUUGAGUCUUAAAUUUAUGUGUAUUUAUAAGGGUGCGGCUGCUUUUAGUGUCAACUAGAUGUUGUCACGAUCCAGCUUGUUGCUCAUUUAGCCAGGAGUUAACAUGAGUGAGAAACUGCCAGGAUGGCAACAACCAAAACCAUCCGACUGAGCUUCAAAACACCUCUUUAGAAACCUCAUUGUGACGUCAUGGAUUUCGUCCAUCUUUGUGGGUGGGGCAUGUGAAAGCAACAUCUGCAUAAAUGUCAAAAUCCGAGGUUUCCCAGCAUAACAUUGCUUUGUAACACGAUGAUCCGUGUUAUUUCUAUUACUUGUCUGUGAUUUUAAUACAGUGGCUGAUUGGUUUAUUUA
Messenger RNA from Amphiprion ocellaris (clown anemonefish), 5558 nucleotides. Its product is annotated as retinoic acid-induced protein 2. The record is from RefSeq and is a predicted model, not a curated record. Lineage: Eukaryota; Metazoa; Chordata; Actinopteri; Pomacentridae. The transcript has 3 exons. Gene Ontology annotation, cellular component: nucleus. Bases 249 to 1877 code for a protein of 542 amino acids. Gene Ontology annotation, biological process: animal organ development.